AUGAGACAAUCUGCAAUCCUGCGAAUUGUAAGUCUCGCCAUAUUCAGUACAAAGUGCAUCAUUAAGCUUGCAUCAGCACCACUUGACCGCGCCAAAUCUCUGGUCGCUUUGUAUACGCUCGAAGAGAAGAUCAAUGCCACGUCGAGUGACUCACGUGGAGUCGAGCGUCUAGGUAUCCCGCCCUAUCAAUGGUGGAAUGAGGGUCUGCACGGCAUCGCAGGGCCUGGCACAAACUUCAGCGACUCAGGCGAAUACAGCUACUCCACUUCGUUUCCUCAGCCCAUUCUUAUGGGCGCUGCAUUCGAUGACGCUCUCAUCACCGAGGUCGCCAAAGUCAUCUCCACUGAAGCAAGAGCGUUCAAUAAUGCGAAUCGGACUGGGUUGGACUUCUGGACUCCUAACAUCAAUCCGUUUAGAGAUCCCCGUUGGGGGCGUGGCCAAGAAACGCCUGGAGAAGACGCUUAUCACCUUUCUUCGUACGUCAAAGCUCUGAUCCUUGGCCUUCAAGGAGAUGCGACAGACCCGUACAAGCGUGUUGUAGCUACAUGCAAGCAUUUCGCUGGGUAUGACAUCGAGGACUGGAACGGGAAUUUAAGAUACCAGAACGAUGUAAAGAUCUCGCAGCAAGAGCUUGUGGAGUAUUAUCUAGCUCCCUUUCAAGCUUGUGUUGAGGCAAAUGUCGGCGCUUUUAUGUGCUCUUACAAUGCGCUCAAUGGUGUACCUACGUGUGCCGACCCCUACCUUCUCCAGACCAUUCUACGUGAGCAUUGGGGAUGGACCAAUGAAGAGCAAUGGGUCACUUCGGACUGCGACUCAAUUCAGAAUAUCUAUCUUCCGCACGCUUGGUCUGACACACGUGAACAGGCCGCAGCGGACUCGCUCAUUGCCGGCACCGAUCUCGACUGUGGCGUGUACAUGCAAAACCAUCUGCCUAAAGCUUUUGCUCGGGACCUGGUCAACGAGACUACUCUGGACCGAGCAUUGGUUCGACAGUAUUCUUCUCUUAUCCGUCUAGGCUGGUUUGACUCAGCCGACAACCAGCCGUACAGGCGACUUGGCUGGGAUGCGGUUGCAACUGAUGCCUCGCAACAGUUGGCAAGAAGGGCCGCUGCGGAAGGUAUCGUGUUGUUGAAGAAUGAUGGUGUACUGCCUUUGUCGCUCGAGUCAACGAACUCAGUGGGACUCUUCGGUGAUUGGGCAAAUGCUACAACACAACUACUCGGUAACUAUGCUGGUGAACCAACUUAUUUGCAUGGCCCGCUGUACGCACUACAAGCAGCAAAUAUUUCUGUCAAUUAUGCAGGUGGUAAUCCUGGAGGUCAAGGUGACCCUACUACGAACAGAUGGCUCGAGCUCGAGCCUGCAAUGCAUGCGAGCGACAUUCUCAUCUACGUUGGAGGUAUCAGCAACAGCGAUGAGGAGGAAGCUCAUGAUCGUACCUCACUGCAAUGGACCGGUGCGCAGCUCGAUGUCAUUGGACAGCUGGCAGAUACUGGCAAGCCUGUCAUUGUUGUGGCAAUGGGCGGAGGUCAGAUCGAUUCCUCGCCUAUCGCUAACAAUCCUGGAAUCUCAGCUUUAUUGUGGGCUGGCUACCCGGGCCAAGAUGGUGGUUCUGCGAUUGUCGAUAUCCUGACCGGCAAGGCUGCCCCGGCUGGUCGUCUUCCACAGACGCAGUACCCAUCUUCUUACAUCAACGAGGUUCCUAUGACUGAUAUGAGCCUCCGACCAGGCGAUAACAAUCCAGGUCGCACAUACAAGUGGUACAGCAAUACUCCGGUCUACGAGUUUGGCUCUGGUCUGCAUUACACCAAUUUCUCCGCCAGUAUCAGAUCCCAACUAAACAGGAGCUACGAUAUCGCAGACCUGCUCUCAGCAUGCCCGCACAUCAACUCGACCAAUCUGAAUCAUUGCAUGUUCGCAUCUGUGGCAGUGGACAUCACCAACACUGGCAACACAGCAUCUGAUUACGUCACCCUGGGUUACAUCGCUGGCAAGUUCGGGCCCUCGCCUCAGCCCAAGAAGUCCCUUGUCUCCUACCAACGCUUGUUCAACAUUACCGGUGGAGCGUCAGAGACAGCAAAGUUGAACCUUACGCUUGCUAGCCUAGCAAGGGUUGAUGAGCUAGGCAACAAGAUUUUAUACCCAGGAGACUACAGUUUCUUGAUCGACAAUGGACCAUUGGCUCUUGCCAACUUCACUUUGACAGGUGAACAGAGGAUUGUGGACGUUUGGCCACAGCCACCAGCCAACAGGACUGGUAAAGGAGUGAGUGGAUUUGAAAACUAUUUUGUCGCGGGCUACGGAAGUGAACAACAGGAGCUCUGA
Messenger RNA from Boeremia exigua, 2325 nucleotides. Its product is annotated as glycoside hydrolase superfamily. Gene Ontology annotation, molecular function: xylan 1,4-beta-xylosidase activity; alpha-L-arabinofuranosidase activity. Gene Ontology annotation, biological process: xylan catabolic process; arabinan catabolic process. The record is from RefSeq and is a predicted model, not a curated record. The transcript has 4 exons. Gene Ontology annotation, cellular component: plant-type cell wall. Bases 1 to 2325 code for a protein of 774 amino acids. NCBI's taxonomy places the organism in Eukaryota, Fungi, Ascomycota, Dothideomycetes, Pleosporales, Didymellaceae.